CUGGGGAUCAACGGCUUUACCUCUCUCCUGCAUCUGCACACAUUUUAACUCUUCGUUGUCUUCGAGGCUAAUCAAGAUAUUUAGCAGGUGUUUUUUUAACAGCUAUGUCCCUGAAGGACCAACAGGAUUAUUGCUUUAUAUAUAAUGAUCCAACUCAUCAUGCUGAUGUUUUGGACUCAUUUCUGGCAUUCUACAAAGAAGGUUUAUUCACAGAUGUCACUUUAGUUAGCUCCACAGGUAAGGUGUUCCACUGUCACAAAGCAGUCCUGGCAGCCUGCAGUAACUACUUCAAGGUAAUGUUUACAGCAGAUAUGAAAGAAAAAUCUAAAACUCAGAUCAAACUUUCUGGUAUUGACCACACAAUCUUACAAGCCUUGAUUAACUACACAUAUACUGCACAGAUUGGGAUUACAGCAAGGAACGUCCAAAAUCUUAUCCAGGCUGCAGACCAGCUUCACUUUGUCUCUGUUAAAGAUGCUUGUGAGCAGUUUCUGGUAAGACAUCUGGAUGUUGGUAACUGCUUGGGGAUGCAUUCUUUUGCAGAAUUCCAUGUUUGUCCUGACUUAGAAAAGGAGUCAAGACGAAUAAUAGUAUCACAAUUUGAUGAUGUUUGGAUACAAGAUGAAUUUGUAGAAAUCAGUUUGGAGAAAGUACUCUAUAUUUUUUCCCAAGAGAACCUCAAUGUAUGGAAAGAAGAUACACUUCUGAGGCCGCUAGCUCGGUGGUUGGCUCAUAAUUGCAGGGAUCGUAUACAAUAUAUUCAUGAUCUAUUGAAAUGUGUUAAACUGGACAUAGAUGUUGAUUAUUUAAGAACUUCAUUGGCCUUACACAAAAAACAUUUGCUAAAUGAAAAUAAAAUACAGUCUUUGUUAUAUUUUGCUUUGAGAACUCAAACACAAGAGAUGUCAAACCGAACAAGUGCAAAUAUGCUGGUGAUUGGAGGUUAUUACUGGCACCCGUUAUCAGAAGUGCAUGUUUGGGAUCCUAUAAGCAAUAACUGGAUUCAGGGAGCUGAUAUGCCUGAUCAUACCAGGGAAAGCUACAGUGCCACCAACUUAGGUGCAAAUAUUUAUAUCACAGGGGGGUACAGGACUGAUAACAUUGAAGCAUUAAGCACAGUGUGGAUCUAUAAUGCAGAACUGGAUGAAUGGAAAGAAGGCUGUCCCAUGCUCCAAGCAAGGUACUACCACUGUUCAGUUACUUUAAAUGGAUGUGUCUAUGUCUUAGGAGGUUAUAGGAAAGGGGCCCCUGCAGAGGAAGCAGAAUUUUAUGACCCACUUAAAAAGAAUUGGGUUCCCAUUGCUAACAUGAUAAAAGGUGUUGGUAAUGCAACUGCUUGUGUAUUACGUGACACUAUUUAUGUGAGCGGCGGUCACUAUGGUUACAGAGGAAGCUGUACAUAUGAUAAAAUACAGAGCUACCGGACAGACUUAAAUGAAUGGAGUAUUUUUGCAGUGUGUCCGCAUCCAGAGUAUGGACUGUGCUCCGUUGCACUACAAAACAAGCUUUAUCUUAUUGGGGGACAGACAACAACUACAGACUGCUAUGACCUGGAAAAUAAUGAGUGGAAGGAGAUGUCUCCAACAAUGGAAAGAAGAAUGGAAUGUGGAGCAGCUGUCAUAAAUGGAUUUAUCUACAUCACAGGUGGCUACUCCUAUUCUAAAGGCACCUACCUACAGAGUAUAGAAAAGUACAACCCUGAAUCUGACAAAUGGGAGGUGGUAGGAAGUCUUCCCAGCCCUAUGCGUUCACAUGGCUGUGUUAGUGUUUACAAUGUCUAGCGACUCCAGUACAAAGUACUUCAGCAGAUAAAAUUACAUUUUCUUAUUACAUAUAUGUGGACUGACUGUUUAAAUGAAUGAAAACAAUUUUACUAAAUUAUUUGUUUAUGAAAAUGUACAGAAGUGUAAUAAUCUUACUUGUUGAUCCACAAUAAAAAAGUUUUAGAUCUAGUAACUAAUUUUCAGUAGAGAUCCCUGCUUGCAAUUGAGGAUAGUGCAACUUAUUAGAAUAUUUAUAUCCCUUUAAAAUAUCUUGUUUUAUGAUUUGAAUACAAUUUUCUGUGUCACUAGUGAUUUUUUUCUUUUAUUAUUCAGAUAGAGCAUGGCAUUUUAAACAACUGUCUUCAUUCUCUUGUUAUCUUUUGUUGAAAAACAGGAAUAUAAACUCUGGAGCGUGCACGAGUCUAGAGCACUAUAUGAUAGCAGUUUUGCAAGAAUGUUAUUCAUUCGCAAGAGCAGUAGAGGGCAGGACUAUUUCCUGCCAUGUAGUGUGCCAGACACCUACUUCGGUAUCUCUUCAACAAAGAAUACCAUCAGAAUGAAGCAAAUGUAAUAAUAGAUAUAAAUUGGAAACUUUUUUAAAAAUGGUAUGUUCUGUCUUAGUCACAAAAUACAUGUUUUGAGAUUUAUAUCCCUUUAAAGGGACAUUGUACUGUAAAAUGUUCUACCUUUUUAAUGUUUUUUGCAGAGAUCCAUUGUACACAAUGGAGCAUAUUAAAUUGUUUACAAAUA
Bombina bombina (fire-bellied toad) is the source of this 2513-nucleotide messenger RNA. It is a transcript of the gene KLHL23, whose product is annotated as kelch like family member 23. NCBI's taxonomy places the organism in Eukaryota, Metazoa, Chordata, Amphibia, Anura, Bombinatoridae. Gene Ontology annotation, molecular function: protein binding. Bases 105 to 1781 code for a protein of 558 amino acids. The record is from RefSeq and is a predicted model, not a curated record. The transcript has 4 exons.